AUGGCGGCCUUGGGGGUCUUCGGGCGUGCGCUGCAUGUGCUGGGCCAAAGUCCCACCAUGAAGGUGUCUGGUCAAGAAGAUCGACUCUCCGAUUUAACUGUGGACAAGGGUAUAGCUUGGUAUGACUCUACCUGCCCAAUCACGCUAGCGACGCUAGAUCGUUCCUUUUUCAAGCUGGCUUGGUGGGAGGUCUUUGAUUUGAAGGGUUCGGCCCAUCACACGGCGGUGGGCGAUGAGGACGGCUUCCUGCUGUGGCGCCUCGAGAUGGGCCGCUCGGAGCACCCGAAGAAGCGCAGCGGGCGCGCUGCUCGUAGAAACGACCAGCAUCCGAAGGUCAGAAGUGAGAGAUUCCUGAUAGCUGGAAUGCUGCUGGGGGAAGGCUUGAGCUUGCUGGACCUCACCUCCGCACCAGGCUUCUUCGAGCAGCUGCUCCACCGCCCCCUGAAGCCGGGCGACUUCAACCUCCCCGCCGGCCGUGCCGAGGAGACCGCCGUGCUGGGUGCGCCAGUGCGCACGGCAGACCCCAAGCCCACGCGGAUGCCGGUGCCCGAGCGCCUGCACUGUGCCACCGACCCCCAGGGCGUCACUAGCUGGGGGAAGGUGGCCAAUGCGCGGAUGGCGGCCAGGGGGCAUGCGCUGCGCGUGGCCACCGAGAGUUUGCCUGCCGGGGUGCCGUUUCCUUGGAGGCAGCUGGGGUUCCCCUACCAGGUGCCAAAUGAGGUGAGAGAGCCCUUUGUGCCAGGGUGGGCGAGACAGGUGAGGAUGUUGUCCAUCAUCAGCAACCAUGGCGCAUUGGAUCUGGAAAUUCCCGAGUUGCUCCGACAUCUUUUCCCCCAGUGGCUUGAUGUGCGGUUUGUGCUGGGUGGCUCGAGUCAGGGGAAGAUUUGCGAGAAGACCGACGCAAGGAAGGCUCCACCGUGGUCGACGCCCUCUGAUGGAAUCUACCUCCGGGAGCGUUUCCCAACAGUGCCUCUGGUGCUCUACUUCGGGCCGCCAGUGAUGCUCGUGGUGGCUGAGGACCUGGCUUUAGGCCGUCACAAGCUGGUGGAGACCUUCUGGCACCACGUGCGGCGCUUGACGCGACAGGCAGUCACGGGCGAGGUCUUCAUUGCGGCGGAGUCUCUGUUUCGGGCCGAGCAGUUCUUCUGGCAGACAGGGGCGGAGGUGCCUUUCCUCCGUCCCAUGUCCACCUGGGUGAAUUGCAGCUACGCCCCGCGUGGCGCCACGCGAGGGGAAGCAGAGGUGCUGGUGCACAACCGGGGGCGCCUCAAGUAUGAGAGUGCUUUCCUUGAGUCUCUGCGGCUGAUGCCAGGGCCCAAGUUCCCCUACCGCAUUGUGCCGCAAGAGGGGCGUAUCAUCCCCUUCUCCGAGUUGGCGGGCUACCACGCGGUGGUCAUUGUGCCAUGGUCGCCUGAGCUUUGCAUGCUGAGGCAUCUCUUCAAGAUGCGAAUGCCCUUGCUCGUUCCGCAGCUCUCCUUGCUCCGGAACCUGGUGCAUGUGGCCAACAUGCGGCUCAUGCCGCAACCUGGUCUUGAUGAUUGGAGGAUGCGACCGAUCGGACACUGCGGAGGGAUGCAGGUGUAUGGGUUGAGGAAGGAUCUCAAAGACGUGCCCCUGGCGGUCCGGCCUCCUUGCAUUGGUGGGGGAAAGGUAUCCCUACAACGCCUACGACCCCUGGAGCGACCGCGCGCACGUGGCCGCCGUGCACCCCUUCGACCCCUUCGAGGACACCGUCCUGGCGCCCUCCAACGUGCGGGGCAUCCAGGCGCGUGCCUACUGGGCGGAGUACUCGGAGUACCUCCUCGUGCCUGAGCUCUUGCGCUUCAGCAGCGGCGCGGAUCUCCUGGCGCAGCUGAACGCCAUGGAGGGCCGCAAGGUCUCGGCGCGCAUGGGCGCAGCCUACCGGAACGACCUGAAAGAGACUGAAUGCCGGGCUUUGGUUUCAAGUCGCCUCCAGCAUCCCCCAGCACUGUCUUUUUGU
Durusdinium trenchii is the source of this 1981-nucleotide messenger RNA. The record is from the annotation of a GenBank genome assembly. Lineage: Eukaryota; Dinophyceae; Suessiales; Symbiodiniaceae.